Messenger RNA from Pelobates cultripes (western spadefoot toad), 19689 nucleotides. The record is from the annotation of a GenBank genome assembly. NCBI's taxonomy places the organism in Eukaryota, Metazoa, Chordata, Amphibia, Anura, Pelobatidae.
CGGGUGACGUCAGAGGGAGCCGCCAUCUUGGCAGAGAGCUGUCCAGCUGAGCUGUCGGAGCUGCGGUGAGGAAGCCGGGGGAUGAUCCCAGGCCGGCCCGGCAGAUAGCGCUCCCUCAGCCCGCAGCACCCCCGCUCCGUGUCCGCUCACCAUGACAUCCCUCACCCAGCGCAGCUCCGGCCUGGUCCAGCGCCGCUCAGACAGAGACAGGCCGCCCGACGGCGACAGCGAGGACCGGGACCGGGAGGAGCAGGAGGAGGACGAGAAGGCCGGAGACAAGGAGGCUCGGCUCACCCUGAUGGAGGAGGUGCUGCUACUGGGACUGAAGGACAGGGAGGUGAGAGAUACACUGUGUGUGUGUGUGUGUGUGAUAACAGUGGCAGACUGUUAUAUUAUACACUGUGUGUGUGUGUGUGUGUGAUAACAGUGGCAGACUGUUAUAUUAUACACUGUGUGUGUGUGAUAACAGUGGCAGACUGUUAUAUUAUACACUGUGUGUGUGUGAUAACAGUGGCAGACUGUUAUAUUAUACACUGUGUGUGUGUGUGUGUGUGUGUGUGAUAACAGUGGCAGACUGUUAUAUUAUACACUGUGUGUGUGUGUGAUAACAGUGGCAGACUGUUAUAUUAUACACUGUGUGUGUGUGUGUGUGUGUGUGUGUGUGUGAUAACAGUGGCAGACUGUUAUAUUAUACACUGUGUGUGUGUGUGAUAACAGUGGCAGACUGUUAUAUUAUACACUGUGUGUGUGUGUGUGUGUGUGUGUGAUAACAGUGGCAGACUGUUAUAUUAUACACUGUGUGUGUGUGUGAUAACAGUGGGAGACUGUUAUAUAUACACUGCGGUGUGUGUGAUAACAGUGGCAGACUGUUAUAUUAUACACUGUGUGUGUGUGUGGUGUGAUAACAGUGGCAGACUGUUAUAUUAUACACUGUGUGUGUGUGUGAUAACAGUGGCAGACUGUUAUAUUAUACACCGUGUGUGUGUGUGUGUGUGUGAGAUAACAGUGGCAGUGACUGUUAUAUUAUACACUUCAGGUGUGUGUGUGUGAUAACAGUGGCAGAGAGACUGUUAUAUUAUACACUGUGUGUGUGUGUGUGAUAACAGUGGCAGAGACUGUUAUAUUAUACACUGUGUGUGUGUGUGAUAACAGUGGCAGACUGUUAUAUUAUACACUGUGUGUGUGUGUGUGUGUGUGUGUGUGUGUGAUAACAGUGGCAGACUGUUAUAUUAUACACUGUGUGUGUGUGUGAUAACAGUGGCAGACUGUUAUAUUAUACACUGUGUGUGUGUGUGUGUGUGUGUGUGAUAACAGUGGCAGACUGUUAUAUUAUACACUGUGUGUGUGUGUGAUAACAGUGGCAGAGACUGUUAUAUUAUACACUGUGUGUGUUAUACACCGUGUGUGUUAUACACUGUGUGUGUGUGUUAUAUUAUUCACUGUGUGUGUGUGAUCAGUGACAGACUGUUAUAUUAUACACUGUGUGUGUGUGUGUGAUAACAGUGGCAGAGACUGUGUGUUAUAUUAUACACUGUGUGUGUGUGUGUGAUAACAGUGGCAGAGACUGUGUGUUAUAUUAUACACUGUGUGUGUGUGAUAACAGUGGCAGAGACUGUGUGUGUUAUAUUAUUCACUGUGUGUGUGUGAUCGGUGACAUACUGUUAUAUUAUACACUGUGUGUGUUAUACACUGUGUGUGUGUGUUAUAUUAUUCACUGUGUGUGUGUGAUCAGUGACAGACUGUUAUAUUAUACACUGUGUGUGUGUGUGAUAACAGUGGCAGAGACUGUGUUAUAUUAUACACUGUGUGUGUUAUACACUGUGUGUGUGUGUUAUAUUAUUCACUGUGUGUGUGUGAUCAGUGACAUACUGUUAUAUUAUUCACUGUGUGUGUGUGAUCAGUGACAUACUGUUAUAUUAUACACUGUGUGUGUGUGAUCAGUGACAGACUGUUAUAUUAUACACUGUGUGUGUGUGUGAUAACAGUGGCAGAGACUGUGUGUUAUAUUAUAUUAUACACUGUGUGUGUUGUGGUAAGUGACAGAGAAUGUGUUAUAUUAUAUUAUACACUGUGUGUUAUAUUAUAUACUGUGUGUGUCUGUUAUAUUAUACACUGUGUGUGUGUUGUCUGUUAUAUUAUACACUGUGUGUGUGUUAUAUUAUAUUAUACACUGUAUGUCACUGUUAUACCUGUGAUAACAGUGACAGAGAACCACAUACAGAGACUGUGUAUAGUGUAUUAUACACUGUGUGUAUAGUGUGUUAUAUUAUAUUGUACACUGUGCGUGUGUGUUAUUUUAUACAAUGUGUGUGUUAUUUUAUACACUGUGUGUGUUAUUUUAUACACUGUGUGUGUUAUUUUAUACACUGUGUGUGUGUUAUAUUAUACACUGUGUGUGUGUUAUAUUAUACACUGUGUGUCACUGUUAUACCUGUGAUAACAGUGACAGAGAACCACAUACAGAGACUGUGUGUAUAGUGUGUUAUAUAAUACACUGUGUGUAUUAUAUUAUACACUGUGCGGUGAUAACAGUGACAGAGAACCACAUACAGAGACUGUGUAUAGUGUAUUAUACACUGUGUGUAUAGUGUGUUAUAUUGUACACUGUGUGUGUGUGUAAUAUUAUAUUAUACACUGUGUGUGUGUGUUAUUUUAUACACUGUGUGUGUUAUUUUAUACACUGUGUGCUAACAGUGAAAGAGAAUGUGUGUUAUACACUGUCUGUGUGUGGUGUGUUAUACACUGUCUGUGUGUGGUGUGUUAUACACUGUCUGUGUGUGGUGUGUUAUACACUGUCUGUGUGUGGUGUGUUAUACACUCUGUGUGUGGUGUGUUAUACACUGUCUGUGUGUGGUGUGUUAUACACUGUCUGUGUGUGGUGUUUUAUACACUGUGCGGUGAUAACAGUGACAGAGAACCACAUACAGAGACUGUGUGUAUAGUGUAUUAUAUUAUACAGUGUGUGUGUGUAAUAUUAUUAUACACUGUGUGUGUGUGUGUGUUAUAUUAUACACUGUGCUGUGAUAAGUGACAGAGAACCACAUACAGAGACUGUGUGUAUAGUGUGUUAUAUUAUACACUGUGUGUGUUUUAUUAUACACUGUGCGGCGAUAACCGUGACAGAGAACCAUAUACAGAGACUGUGUGUUAUAUAUUAUACACUGUGCGGUGAUAACAGUGACAGAGAACCACAUACAGAGACUGUGUGUAUUAUAUUAUACACUGUGCUGUGAUAAGUGACAGAGAACCACAUACAGAGACUGUGUGUAUAGUGUAUUAUAUUAUACACUGUGUGUGUGUGUAAUAUUAUAUUAUACACUGUGUGUGUGUGUGUUAUAUUAUACACUGUGCUGUGAUAAGUGACAGAGAACCACAUACAGAGACUGUGUGUAUAGUGUGUUAUAUUAUACACUGUGUGUGUUUUAUUAUACACUGUGCGGCGAUAACCGUGACAGAGAACCAUAUACAGAGACUGUGUGUUAUAUAUUAUACACUGUGCGGCGAUAACAGUGACAGAGAACCACAUACAGAGACUGUGUGUAUAGUGUAUUAUAUUGUACACUGUGUGUGUGAAACCGUAAAAUUAUAUAAAAUAAUUUGGCAGCAAAAAGAAGAAUUUUUGUAGAAAAACUAUACUUCUAUAAGCCUCACAGUGGGCAAUUGUUGUACACUGCUGGAUGUGAACUUAGGUCAAUACUAAGCAGUCUUUUAAUAAGAUAUUAUUGGAGCCAAUAUUUGUUGUUUCUCCAGCAGGUAUGCGGCAAUGCUGGAUGAUAUUGUAAAGCGCUACGGAAUCUGUUGGCGCUAUAUAAAUGGCAACUAUAAUAAUAAUAAUAGCCUGAAUCCUAUAAAUCUGACUGCCAGUUAGCACAUGAGACAAAAUGGAAUGAAAAUGACCCUAGCGUGUGUUCUCUUUCUCAAGUGAGAGGGAAUACUGCAGACUAGAAAAAAAGUGGUUACACAGCAUAUACCAGCUUUUAGUACAUUUGAACAAAUGGGAAAGGGUUGCCAUUGAACUACAAAUAGUGCGGCCCACCAGCCUGGUGGUGCUGCCUAUUCUGUGAGAGGUCAGCAAAUGCUGGGAGUUGUGUACAAGCAGAUCUUCUAACACAGAUGGCGAUAAUUUGGUGGGUGAGACAUUGACUUUCAGCUACAUGGAAACCACCCAGUCAUAAGUAGAGCUGAUAAACAAGUAGGAACCAAGAUGUUUUGUUGUAUUUCAUUUUAUUUUUGUUGCUUCUACGAACUUGUAUAGAUAGGUAUAAUUAUAUUUUUUCAUCUCUUAUCCGUUUGUGAUAUUUAUUUAAGAUUUAAAAAAGUCUUGAGCUCUAGUUUAUAUAGAGAAGAGCUUGUUUUUUUGAUUCGUAUUAUAAUGAUAAACUCCUACAGUCGCCCUGUUCUGAUUAUAGAAACAGACUUCUUUUCAGAUGCUUAAGGAAUCUGUCAGGGCAUGUUUGUAGACAGCAUUAAGUGUCGCUAGACAUCAGUACACAAAACUGCUGUUUUACUUAAUCAGAAUUUUGAGCGAUUUAUUUAUUUUUCCAAAAGGUGAAUGAGCAAAGGUAGUAGACAAAGGGAGGUAACCGUAAAAAAACAAAAAACAAACUGUGACCAUGGAAAGAUCAUAAGGGCCUGGCUGUAGGUAGAUAAUUUGUCUCAUGAGGAAGGGAAGAGGGGAAACAGACCAUCAAAAGAACAUGUAGGGAGACUGGAAUAGUUCACAUGAGAAAACACAUUUUACAGUGAACAAUAAGUUGGACUGUAUGAGCAUGAGCUGGGGGCAAACAAUCCAACGGGUUUCUUCUUGACAGUGCUCUGAUGGCACAGCCUGCAAAGGAAAAAGCCAAUCACAUCUGGCAACAGCUGUAAUUUUUGCACAGAACCAAAAUUAGGCAGUUUGGAUUACAGCUCCAAGUCGACUUACCUCACAUGUGCCGGGGUGCAUCUAGAUCCGGCACAAAAGUGAUGAUUUUUCUGUAUAAGUAGUGAUUCGCGAUAAAACUCAGAAAAUAGCGGUUGCUUGCUCCAUGACCAUUUCUAAAAGCAGAACUGAAGGUUUGGGGUAACCCUUUAAACAAUCAAAUUUGAUAGUGUAAAAUAUAUAAAGUAAGGAUUUAAUGCUUCUGUGUGAAGCAUUGGUUUGACCGAGCACAUUACCUGCUGUGCUUGUGCUCUGUUUUUAAAGGUUACCUAUAGGCACCCAGACCACUUCAUCUGAUUGAAGUGGUCCGGGUGCAGUGUCCCUGUAAUUUUAGCCCUGCAGCUGAAAACAUUGCGGUUUCAGUGAAACUUCAAUGCUAAUAUUGCAGGGUUAAGCCUGCCUUUAAUGGCCAUCAACUAGACAGCCACUAGAAGCGCCUCCUGACCUUUCACAGAGUUUGCCUCCAUGAAACGACGCUUUUUAAAUCUAAGCUUGUCCUUUAAUCUCAACUUUGCACUAAAUGUAAUGAUUUUACUAUAAAAGCACAGAUACAUAAUUAAAGGGAUGCUAUAAUCACUUAAACGGCAAAUUUAUUUUAUGAUUUUAUUUGUUCUUGUUCUAAAUGACUUAAUAUAAAUAGCUAACUGGUCCAAGGCAUCUAAAAAUGCUCUGUAGUGCAGUGUAACCAACCCACACCCUUUACAACAUGAGUCUCUCUGGUUAGCACUGUACACCUCCUAAAAAUGUAAGCAGGCAAGCAUCUGACAGAUAAAUACUGUUUGUUUUUUAAAUAUUUUUAAUCUAUUAUAUAUUUUCAAAACGUCCAAAUACAGUCUCCUUCCCUUAUAAAGGACAACUGAACCCUGAACUUUCCAGUGUUUGCCUGUUCUUAAGACAGGUCAGGUAGCUGAGUUCCCUGACUGCCUUUGGCAGAAUAGGUUAAGCUACUCUCAUUGUUUGUGUUUUGAACAGAUUGGUGAUGGGAUUGUGGCUCCUGGAGGGCUCAGUCUGGCUUUUGGAAAGGACUACCUGGCCUGUGCGCUUACCCUUCAUUUAUCUUAGACUAUGGACCACAGGACGUGCUCCUGUGUUUCACUCCUUUAUCACAUCGACCCAAGCCAUGCCGGAAGAGGCGCAGGUGCAUUUGUACGCACGGCUCUGAGCCUCUGUAGGUGGAAAGCACACUGAAGCCUAAAGUCAUGAUAUUUAAACCUAGCAGUAACUAUGUGGCCUCCAGGUUUUGUGUCACAUUAGUUACCAGCUGUCCAGCACACCAGAGGCCUAUUAAGGUUAGACAUGUAGCUUUUACUUGAAUAGUAUUUUUCUCUCCUAAACAAGUUCAGUUUUGCCUAUGUAACUUGUCAGGUGCAAUCCACAUUAGCCUCUGUGUGUUCCACCAUUUUAUCAUACAUACAGCGAUUGAAUUAGGCAAGGUUGUUGGUACACCAAUUCCUUAUAGCCUCUAUUUCCGUAUAGAAGACAUGAGAUCUUUAAAGGGACACUAUAUAGUCACCUGAACAACUUUAGCUUAAUUAAUCAGUUUUGGUGUAUAGAACAUGCCCCUGCAGCCUCACUGCUCAAUCCUCUGCCAUUUAGGAGUUAAAUCCCUUUGUUUAUGAACCCUAGUCACACCUCCCUGCACAGCCUUCCAUAAACACUUCCUGUAAAGAGAGCCCUAUUUAGGCUUUCUUUAUUGCAAGUUCUGAUUAAUUAAGAUUUUCUUAUCCCCUGCUAUGUUAAUAGCUUGCUAGACCCUGCAAGAGCCUCCUGUAUAUGAUUAAAGUUCAAUUUAGAGAUUAAGAUACAAUUAUUUAAGGUAAAUUACAUAUUUUUGAAAGUUUAACUAGUUUUUGUUUUUCAUGCAGGCUCUGUCAAUCAUAGCCAGGGGAGGUGUGGCUAGGGCUGCAUAAACAGAAACAAAGUGAUUUAACUCCUAAGUUACAGUGAAUUGAGCAGUGGAAUUGCAGGGGAAUUAUCUAUACACUAAAACUGCUUUAUUUCGCUAAAGUAAUUUAGGUGACUAUAGUGUUCCUUUAAGGUAAGUAGAUAUUGGGUUAUGUUCCAGUAAACCUGUUUGUAUAUUUUAGGCUAUUUCCAAGGCUUAGUUUUGCACUGGGGAAAAAACUUUACCCUGUGUAUGCUGGUCUGAGUGUUGUAGAAAGACUGGGUUCCCUAUAAUGUGUGUGUGAAACCCAAAUCUUUGUGGAACACACGCACAGGUUCUGUCUCUCCAAUAACCAGAAAAGUAAUGUGCGCACAGGUUUAAAUUCAUCUCCUCCACCAGCAAAUGAAUGUACAAGUUAUUUAUAUCCUGUUUCGGUGCAGAAUACCCACCUAUGUACAGCCUAACUGCCUGUUUGUGUGCAGUGUCCAGACCACUAAAUUCUGUGUAUUUUCUUUCUUGUCUUUAAACACACUAAGAUAUUUGGUGCACUAGUGAGACCUGUAAAGGUAGAUACGUACUUGGUGUAUGUGAAAUGUACAAUCAGGGAUAUUACUCCCCAAGUUUCAAUUACAAUUUUUUUUUUUUUUGUAAAUAGUAUUUUUUAUUUAUUUUUUAUGUGAAAGGUCAAUAAAAAAGUGAAUAUCGUUUAGGCUCGCAGGCCUCAUGUUUAGCAUCGUCAUAAGCGUUUAGUUGCGCUUGAAUCACACAGGUUUCAGCAUGGUACAGUAUUGCUAGUAUUUGAGAUACGCAGAUAUCGCUUUCAGUAUCUUCCGUGCGGCACACAGGCCCCUUCGUUAGAUUAAUGGCUUUUACCUUAGAUGUGUGUUGCGGUGGUCUGUGGGUCCCCUAAGUGUUACGUCUGUCGGGUGAUUACCCUCGUCGGUAGCUAAGUGAAGUGUACCCGCUCUCGGGUCCACAGGCGUGUGUGAUUGGCAGCGCCUGUGUGUCGAGGGAUCGGUCUGGGUUCUCUGUGUUUAAACUGGCAUUUGCUCCCAGACAGUGCGUUGUUUGGUGUGAAGGCGUGAGCAUUCUGCCUACGGUCUAGGUGUAAGCUAUGUGUCAGCCGUCUGUGGGUGCGGCCACCUCCUGUGAGUCGUAUCUCCACGCGGUUGUGCCGCUCAGUAUAGUUUUUUUUGCGGUUGUAGGCAGCCCCUAUGGGUGGUGUUUUACUGGUUCUGGUUGAUCGCUCUCGUUGGUUGUGUUGGUUAAUUGGUUACAAUUAUUUAUGUAGUGCCAACAUAUUCUGUAACGCUGUACAAUUGGUAAACCAACACAAACAAUCCUGACAAAAUCCUUUUUUGAUGUACAAAAGCAAUAGGUGAAGAGAGCCCUACCCGAACAAGCUCACAAUCUGAAAAGUUCAGGAUUUUCCUUGGACAUAGUACAUGCCUCUACAAUUUUACCAUUAACAGGGUUGUUUUAACUCUGUAUGCUGUCAGUCUAAAUUGGCUACAUGAAACCUUGUGCUUCUUGAAUUUCUGUCAUCUUAUGUUACUGACUAUAUUUGAGUUGAGCUACUUAUCCUGUUCUGAUAGUGACAUUCUCACUUUAAGUCUAUGGCAGAGUUUAACUUCUGCUGCUUUUACUAAUUUAUUUUGAGAUGUGUGUGUGUGUGUGUGUGUGUGUGUGUGUAUGUAUAUAUAUAUAUAUAUAUAUAUAUAUAUAUAUAUAUAUAUAUAUAUAUAUAUAUAUAUAAUGUGUGUAUAGAGAUAUAUAUUUACACACACACACAGAUACGUGGCAAGUGUGCAUUCACUUCACUGCAAAUAUGAGAACUCUACCUAUCUUAAAAGACACUGUGGAAAUAUUUUAGUUUAAACAUGCUUUAGUUUGCUGCCCAGAGCACACAAAGGGUCAUUCAUUCUCCUGGUAGGCAGAGCACUGUAAUUCCAUUAACGUCACAUUCACUUUUAAAUUCUAAGACGUCCUGUGAAUAAGCCCUUCCUCUGUAAGGUCUCUGGAAAAAUAAGUUUUCUUCAAUCAUUUAUCAGUCCUGAGAAAGGUGUGAAUUUUUUUUUUCUUCUUCUUUUGGGUAAAUUAAAACAUUGUUCAUUGCAUAAGACUAAAGAAAAAUCAAUUAUUGCAGUGGAAAAUACUCUUCAUAUUUCAUAUGUCUUUGUUUAAGAGAAUAAAAUAAUUUCUGGGAAAAGUCCUUUUCCUCUAUUCCUUAUCGAACCUGCUCCUUGUUAGACUCUAGAUCUAAAUGGUAUUUAUAAAGUUAAGUUCUGAAACUCAAGAACAUUCUUUCAGGAAAGCAUUGUCACUAACACAUGCAACCCAAUGCUUAUGUAUAAAGAAAAUCAGGUUUUAAAACUUGUUGGCUGCAAUUGGAGAACUUUACCCUCAGCUACAUUAUGUUUCAUGUAUAGCACGUGAAAGAAUAAAAACACAAAGCGCAAAAAUAAAUAAAUAAAUAAAAUACUGAAGGACCACUAAAAGAAGAACCCAGACCACUUUAUCCCUUUAGCUUUAACCCUUGCGGUUUACUAGAUUUUGUUUUCAGGGUUAGCACACAUGAUGUCCCCUGUCUUCCUGACAGCCACUAGAAACGCUUCCCCUAUGUGAAGUUACUUUGUUCUCAAUCAAAUGCUGCUCCAAGAGCGUAUUUGAUUGGCGCAGGAAGAUUAGUGAUCUCAGCCAAGGAAGCGGAACAGUCGCAGUGAGGGCUAGAGUGUGAGUUAAUACUUUUUUUCUUUAAAAAAUAUAUAUAUUUUUAAUUAUUUGAGGAAUGGGAACCUAAAUAGUCAGUAGGACACUAUGGCAGUACAUGCUUGUAUUUUGGCUGGGGGAUUGUGGAUGCGGGCGACUGGCUGCGCGUAUUGUUCCUGGGCGGCGAGGGAGCUGUGCUGUCCAUGAUAUGCUCUCUUGCGUGGCGGUUAGUGCGGAUGGGGCUGGAAUAUGAUAUCUCUAAGCGGUGCGAGGGAGCAGAACAGUGACAUCACAACUUCCUUUGCCGUCCGACUACUAUUUGCGCAGCCGGCCCAUUGCCUGCCUCCACAAUCCCUAUGGCAGAAAGUAUCAAGCUUGAUAAUCUUAGCCAAUCCAAUGUUUUUCCACAGGCAAGUAUUGGUAGGCUGUUGCGCAUGUGCUGCAAAACGCUGCACCAAUCAGUAUCUCCUCAUAGAGAUGCAUUGAAUAAAUGAAUCUCUAUGGGGAACGUUCAGCGCUGCUGUGUAGAGCGUGGAGGUGCUGCACGCUGUGCAGAGCGUGGAGGUGCUGCACGCUCACUCUGACCCAGGAAGCACCUCUAGAGGCUGUCUGAGUGACUUCCACUAGAGAUGUCACUAGGAAGCAAUGUAAACACUGCCUUUUCUCUGAAUGUUUACAUUGAAAAGCCUUCAGGGUCAGUCUAUAGACACCAGAACCACUACAUUAAGUCUUUAAGAAUUGUAUUUUUGUUGUUGAAUAUAAAGCUUUGUAAGUUUAAAAACAAUCUGGCUCCUAACUUCUUUAAUUGGCCCCUAUAUUCAAAGCAAAUUUGUCAAACCCUAUAUUAUAGUGUUCUUUAACUUAUGAGGCAAGCAUAGACUGUAAGAAGGAUCAUUGAGACUAAUCUUGAUGGGCGUAACGCUAAAUAAUUAUUGGUAACCUAGGUGACAAAUGGUGACACAACUUCUGUUUCUUGUUGCUCAUUAUGCAUGUGCAUGCACCUUGCCAAAAAUCAGUGCAAGAUUUGACAAUCUUCAGUAAACUCUUGUUUUAUUCCCCCCUAAUUCCGGACGGAUUUUUGUAUAAAGAUUUAUUGUAGUAACCUCGAAAAUCAUGUUGGCUACAUUUUUAUGUUAGAUUUAUUUUGGUCUGUGCAUUCAUUAGAGUUUUCGCAAUUGGACAUUUUUAUAUUCUCAUCAAUGUUUGCCUUGUAAAGCAGAAUGUUGGAGGUGAAAUUUUGUUUUUUUCUUUCAGGGUUAUACAUCUUUUUGGAAUGACUGUAUUUCCGCUGGGUUACGUGGCUGUAUGUUAAUUGAACUAGCAUUCAGGGGACGAAUUGCUCUUGAAGCUGGAGGGAUGAGGCGUAAAAGUCUACUGUCAAGAAAGGUAAAAAAAAAAAAUUACUUUGUGGUUGUUUUUUUUUUUUGGCAAAAAAAAAUCUCAAUUGGCUUGGUGUGAUCUAUUGAAUUUAAAGAAAUGUUUCUGUGACCCAUUUAACUGUAAUGUAGUAUAUCACCACAUAAAUUCAUCAGGGUACCUUCAUUAUACUUUCCCUAUUGUGAAAGGUAUCUUCAUUGUGCAUAAGAAGACUGUGUUCCUGCAAAAUCAACUGAGGGCAGUUGCAUGAGCCCUAGGGAAUAAGAUGUGCCUGUUAGAACCAUUGGGAUUCACUAACCGCAUUGGGCAUUCAAAUUUAGAUCACGUCACAGGAGACAAUCUAGUAACUUUGACUACUCUGGUGCGAUUGGGUUGUCCGCACUUUCUCUUUACUCUUUGGAAAGACAGUUUUUGUUUGGUUUGACCAAAAACUAGGGUUCUCCAUGCAAUAAAAGAUGUCAAAAUACAGAUAAAAUGUAUAAUCCUCAUACAAUUCUGUCCAGCAGAGAUAAGUCCACUGGUGCUUCAGCUAAAAUGGUUUGACCCAGGCCUGGGGACAGCACCAACAAAUAAAUGCACCAUGCCGAGGAGGAGUGGCCACUGAAGAUGUCCCUAGGCAGCAAGGUAAACACUGCCUUUUCUAUUAAAAAGCAGUGCUUACAGCAAAGUUGGAGUAUACUUAACAUAACAAUUAAAUUAAGCUGUAGUUCUUCUGGUGACUUUAGUGUCCUUUAAGAGUCAUUUAAAUGUUUGGCUGGCUUCCAUCUUCACUUUGGCCAUUGUGUUUAUGCAGACUCCGAACAAAUGUACACACAUGCUAAGUCAACAAUGACACACUAACUCACUACGUGGCUGUUUUCACUUUAGUGACAAGCAGCUAUAUAUUUGGUCCGCUGACUAACCCUUUAUUAUGUUAGAUGGAUAUUGCAUACAACAUUCUAUUAUUUUUUUUUUAUUUUUUUAAUCCUCUCAAGAUUGUUGGCCAUAUUCUAUAAACUUGCUACAGUUUUCACUGGAGAAUCUGACUCAUAAUAAUCAGUAAUACAUUUUAAUACCUAAAGACGGUACAGGUGUACUAUAACCAUUUACAAAGUUAAGAGUUUUAUAGACCUAUAGUAAGGUGCACAGUUAAACAAUUCUACCAAAUAGAUUUGUUCACAAAUUCUUUUCAGCUGUGUUGAACAAAUCCAAUUUAUGUUAAUUGUCACCAAAACCAAUCGAUCUGUCUAGGAUUUACAUGUGGAGUCAGACAAAUCUCAACGUAGCUGAAGAUGAUUUGUGCACAACUUGCUUAACCUAGUGCUUGUCACUUUAAUAUAGGUUUAUGUUUAGAACCUACCUUCUGAAUACCUUACAAAACUGUGUGCAUGUGUACCUAGAAUAAUUGAUGCUGGGUUACAGGCAAGGGGUGGUCUCACCAAAUAUUGAUUUGAUUUAGAUUUUUUUUUUUUCCCCUGUGCACUCACUUAGGAUUUUGUUAAUUGAAAAAGAAACUAAAAUAUACUAACAUUUCUACUUUUGCAAUUCUUACUCUACAGUGUUUUUAACACCUGCAAAAACUUUGGCACAGCAGUGUGUACUUUUCUAUAUAUAAAAUAUUUUUUUCCUUUUUUUUUUUUAAUGGAGUAAAAUAACAUUUGGGCUGUGACUGUUUAUACGUGGUAUCCGUGAGUGCAGGAAAUGUAUGGAUAUAUAAACUUAUCAACCACAACCGUAAAACCAACCUGCCUAAUAUAAUGUAGGUCACCCUCAUGCUGCCAAAACAGUUCUGAUGUGUCAAGGCAUGAACUCCCCAAGACCUCUGAACAUGUCCUGUGGUAUUAGGCACAAAUACAGCAGCAGAUCCGUUAACCCCUUAAGGACCAAACUUCUGGAAUAAAAGGGAAUCAUGACAUGUCACACAUGUCAUGUGUCGUUAAAGGGACACUAUAGUCAACUACAGCUUAUUGAAUUUGUUCUGGUGAAUAGAAUCAUUACCUUCAGGCUUUUUGCUGUAAACACUGUCUUUUCAGAGAAAAUACAGUGUUUCCAUUACAGCCUAGUGAUAACUUCACUGGCCACUCCUCAGAUGGCUGUUAGAGAUCCUUCCUGGGUCAUGGCUGCCUAAAAUGCAUCCAAACAUUCAGUAUCUCCUUCCUCUGCAUGCAGACAUUGAACUUUCCUCAUAGAGAUUCAUUGAUUCAAUUCAUCUCUAUGAGGAGAUGCUGAUUGGCCAGGGCUGUGUUUGAAUUGUACUGGCUCUGCCCCUGAUCUGCCUCUUUCAGUCUCAGCCAAUCCUAUGGGAAAGCAUUGUGAUUGGCUCAGGCCACCACUUCUGAUGUCAGUGGGCAGGUCUAAAGGAAACACGGACAAACUAUGCAGCUGCAGGCUUGAAUUCAAGUAAGAUUUUUACUUUAUUGUUAGAGGCAUGAGAGACCAGGGUGGUUAGAUGGUGGUUUUAACCCUAUAGGGUCAGGAAUACAUGUUUGUGUUCCUGACCCUAUAGUGCUCCUUUAAGUCCUGCAUGUUGCGAGGUGCUGUCUCCCUGCCGUGAGUCACUUCCUCCCAGAUAGUCAGUCUGUAUCUGCAUGUGUGUUACUGUGAGUGUCAGUGUUUAUAUCUGUGUAUCUGUAUGUGUAUCACAGUGUGUGUGUGGCAGUGCAUGUGUACAUGUGCAUACAUCUCAUCAUUCAAAUCGCCAACACUACAUACAAACACAGUCCUGCACUGAAACGUCAACAAUACAUACAAACACACCUUUGUGUUAAACACCAGAAAUAUAUAUUAAAAAAAAUCUACACAUAUAUGCAUGCUUGCAUUCAAACACCAACAACACAUACAAACACACCCCUACAUUUACACAAACAUACUCCAUACAAAAACAUGCUUCCAUUCAAACACACCUCAGUGCUAAAUACAACUCUGCACGCAUGGGAAAAUGGUUCCGCUACAGCGUUGGGAAGGGGAGAGCGUGAUUGCAUGUCAGGGAGUGGGGAUCAGGGGGCCCCAUCAAAUGCUUGCCCAGGGCCCAAUCAAUAUUAAAGAUGGCCCUGUAUAUAUCACACCCUUGACAGGUGCCAUUGUAACGAUAUAAUUACUAAUGUUAUACACUGAUUAGCCACAUUAAAACUACUGAAGUGAAUAUUUUUUUUUUUUGUUUCUUCAUAUUAUGCUUUGGAGAUUAAGGAUCACAUACUGAAAGUGUUUGCAAAAUCUUGCAUUUCGACAGCUUAGUCAUGAAACUGUAAUCAUUGCUUUCUUAUCUCGAACACAUUUUGUUUCUUGCUUAUGGUGUCUGUUAUGUGUUAUACUUUUUUUCUGUCUUUUUUCCCUUUUAGGUCAUUUGUAAAUCUGAAGCUCCUACAGGGGAUGUAAUGCUCGAUGAAGCCUUAAAACAUAUAAAAGAAACCCCUACCCCAGAGACUGUGCAGAGCUGGAUUGAGCUUCUUAGUGGUAUGUGAAUAAUAUUUACUGUUUUUAUUUAAGGUAGAUUAAUGUGUAGAUAUAUUGAGAUCUGAAGAUGGUUUUCUUCGUCCCUUGUCUAAAAGUAAUGUAUAUUUUAACAUUUAUUUUGGUUGUUUUCAUUUGGGAAAACCACAUAUAGUUUUUAAUGAUUAAAGAUUUUGACAUCCUGGUCAUAAUUAUUUAAUACCAGUUUUUUCGCUCCAUUACCAAGACCAGCACUCUGCAUGCCGCUUGUUUGCAGCAUUGUUACAGGCAGGUUCCCAUGUGGAAUUGCCUGACACAUAUAUGAGACGUUCAACACAAUUUGUUUUUGUGUUGAAAACACUGCAUACAGUCUUAUGGAAGUAUUGUCUAAACAUUGUCUGUGCACAAGGACUUGUGUUAGAACCACUGUUCUUUUCAAUAUAUGUAACUUACAUAAUCUUUAUUAGAAGUGAGCAAGCAAUCCAGAAUUCUGAGUAAUGUUUUGCCCAGUGAUAACCUUGUAGCAUCUUCAGAUGUCACCAGUUCAGCAAAUGAUGAUAAACCUGAUUUUGUCUGUUCUGCAGACAUUGGUGUACACAGGAACGCCUUUUAAAUGUAAUCUCAAAGUUGGUCUCCUGGCAUCCUACACCGCUUCCCACUCGCUUUGGGUUUUUUUUUUUUGCUGCUGAAGAACGAGGACAUUUUUGUCCUAGUAGGUGGUAGUUUGCUGAGAGCAUCCACUGGCAAUAUCGGUCAAUUAUUGGUCCCCCUUUCAGAGAAAUAAAAUUUUUGGCAUUGGUGCUGAGUGACAAGGUACCAAAUUUGCAAUUAAACUGUUAGAAAACGGUCUGCCCUUUGAAGUUAAGAUAGCACCUGGACACUCCUAACCUCAAAACAGCUUUAGCAGCUGAAGUUGUCAUGAAGUUUGCAGGUGGGGGUGUACUUUUUAGGUGCAACAAAAUGGAAGCCGGAUAGGUUACAGUGUAGAAAUAAGAGAAUAAACAAAUAAAAAUAAACAGCAGAACUGAGACUCCAUUUUAAUAAAAACAUUUUUUCUUACUUUAUUUCCCACAGUAAACUGUAACGUUUUAGAAAAAACAAUGGUUUUGUAUGCUGCCAAACAAAUUUUAGCGAAAAUAAAGGAAGAAAACAUUUUUACAUUUGAGUUUCCACUCUGCCAUUUAUUAUUUUUGCAUACAUAUUUAUGUGUAAAGACCUCCAACAGCCUUGGCACCUGAGACAUGGGGAAAAUCUGCAUUUAAAGGCAUUGAAAUAUAAACCAUUAUGGCAAUUAAUGCCAUAUCCUCCUGAGGAUAGUUCAUAAUACUGAUUUAGUUACUGUGAAAUAAUCAUAUAUUUUUUUUUUUUUGUACUUAAUUUAGCACUUUAGUGUUCGGAAUACAGUUUUGUAUUCCUAACUCUAAAAUGUUCCCCCUAUUCUAGUGCCGAGGUCCCUUGGCACUGGCUUCAUAUCCUCCUCUGUCAGCAGUGCCAAAGAGGGACCUAAUGCCAUGUGUAUUGAGCCAUCCCCAAGAAAAAAGUAUUGAUUCAGUGCUUUCCUAUGGGGGAUUUGAAGAUGGAUGUCCUCAUGGACAGGAGGAACCGCCUCUAGUGGCUGUCUAGUAGUUCGCCACUAGAGGCAGUCAUAACACUUUCAUGUAAACAUAGCACUUUCAGAGUUAACAGAUAAAAUAGCAGGGUUAAGGUGACUGUGCACCCAGAACACUUAAUUGAGAUGAUGUUAUGUUAUUAUUUAAGAUUAUGUUAUUAUUUAUAUAGCGCUAACAAACUCCGCAGCGCUUUACAGUGGGUGAACGAACAAACAUGUAGUUGUAACCAGACAAGUUGGACACACAGGAACAGAGGGGUUGCGGGCCCUGCUCAAUGAGCUUGCAUGCUAGAGGGAGUGGGGUAAAGUGACAUAAAAGAUAAGGAUAGUAUUAGACUAAUUAAACUAACAGUUUAAUUCAUACGCUUUUAUGAAGAAGAGGGUUUUUAAUGACUUUUUUUGAAGGAGUGGAGACUGGGUGAGCGUCUAACGGAGGAGGGAAGUGAGUUCCACGGGAACGGUGCAGCCCUCGAAGUCUUGAAGGCAAGCAUCAGAGGUGGGAGUACGGACAGAAGAUAGACGUAAGUCUUCAGCAGAGCGUAAGGGCCUAGACUGGACAUACUUGUGUAUUAGGAGGAUAGAUAGGUGGGAGCAGCAUUAUGUAGUGAUUUGAAAGCAAGAACCAGAAUUUGAAAUUGAGCCCUAUAUCUUACAGGAAGCCAAUGUAGGGACUGACAGAAGGAUGAGGCGUGGGAGGUGCGGGCGGACAGGAAGAUGAGCCUUGCCGCCGCUGUCAUUAUGGACUGUAAUAGCGCAAGUUGGGAGAACAUAAGACCACUGAGAAGCGGAUUACAGUAGUCAAGGCGAAAAAGGACUGGGGAAUGGACCAGCACCUUAGUCGCAUCUGGCGUUAAGUAGGGUCGGAUGCGUGCAAUGUUUUUGAGAUGGGAUUUGGCGAUAGACUAAACAUGAGGCGUGAAGGAGAGGUCGGAGUCCAAGAGAACGCCUAGACAGCGAGCCUGCGUGGUGGAGUAGAUGGUAGCACCGUUGAUUUGGAGGGAGGGAGACACAAGAGUAGCAACACUUGAGGGAGGAAAGACCUGAAUUUCAGUUUUGGUUGAGUUUAAGGAAGUGGGCAGCCAUUUAUUGGGAAUUAUCCCCGUAUGUAUACAGUUAGAAAUAGCAGUGACGCAGUAGUCAAGAGGGACGGGGAGAGAUCUGGAGAGAACAGAUUGGAAUACGAAUGACACGCAGAUCUAUGUCCCUUUAAGAAAAGAGGCGUUUACUUCAAGAAAGUCCUUAUUUUAUCUGUUUAAAAUGCAAAGAUAUAUAUAUAUUUUUUUUUAUUUUUUUUCAACAGCACUAAAAAAAAAAUUCUUGUUAGAAUUUUAAAUGGGUUUAAUGGGUUUUUGGUGAAUGCUUCAUGAACAGAGAGCCAAGCGAGUUCCUGUGCAAUGUAGUAUCACUGCAUUAUUCUGAAGUACUGCAUAAUGACUACUCGAUAACCUCUAAAGCUUGUCAUUUUUUUUUAAUAUUACAUAAUAAAAUGUCAAAUUAGAAUUAUUUAAAUUGAAUGAAAUGUUCCAUUCCUGACCAGCAGUCUACAAACCAAACAAAACUGCAGUUUUAUCCCAUAUUUAUGUGAUAGGUAAGUAUCAAAGUUUCCAAUUGUUACGUUAAUAUUUUUCUAAUGGGGGGGCAGGGAAUGUAGUGAAGUGUUUGAUAUGCUUGGAUAUAUUGGAAUUGCCAUCUACGUUUACGUAUCAAGUUCAGCUAUUGUAAAAAAAAUGUAAAUAUUUUUUUCUCCUGGCAUUAAAACCUAAUUUUCUUUUCAGGUGAGACAUGGAAUCCGUUGAAACUACACUUCCAGUUAAGAAAUGUACGUGAACGUCUAGCUAAAAAUCUUGUUGAAAAGGGUGUCCUGACUACAGAGAAGCAAAACUUUCUUUUGUUUGACAUGACCACGCAUCCCCUCACCAACAACAACAUCAAGCAACGCCUUAUCAAGAAAGUGCAGGAAGCGGUCCUUGAUAAGUGGGUAAAAGAUGCUCACCGCAUGGACAAGCGUUUGUUGGCCCUUAUUUACUUAGCCCACUCUUCUGACGUCAUAGAGAACGCCUUUGCACCACUCUUGGAUGACCAGUAUGAUCUUGCCAUGAAAAGAGUGCGUCAGUUGCUUGAUUUGGACCCCGAAGUGGAGUGUACAAAACCGAAUGCUAACGAAAUCCUGUGGGCCGUAGUAGCCACCUUCACUAAGUAAAGGCAGCGGACUGGAAUGUUCAUUACGUUAAUACGGUUGUUUCUGCUUGACAUUUUCAGUAAUUUGUAUUUUUGCUUAAUUUGAAUCAGCCAAGAAGACAUUGUCCAUUCGCAGGAUCCUGCUGGUACAAGACAACUUCCUGUUGAAAGAACAAUAUUGCCAUAUUGGCAUUCCACUACUCCUUAAUUUCAUGUACCUAAUAAACCAUUAGUUUUUUUUUGUUUUUUUUCCUUCUCUACCGAAAAGGUUUAGAUCUAAUAAAUGUCUGCAAGGCUCAUACACUUGCACAGCUGUAAACUUGUCUCAAGUUUAUCCACCAGUACUUUUGCAAGGAUACAAAAGUCACACAAAGGUCUUUGAAUCACCAAAGUUGAAUUGCUCAGUCCCUUUCGCCACACUUACAUUUGUUAGGUGCAUUAUAUAACCAUUUUAACAUGGUUAUAUUUUUAUGCUGCUCAGCAAGCUUUUUUUUUUUUUUUUUGAAUCCUUCAUUACCCCAUGACCACCCCCUUGUAAAUUUAGUGUACACGCUGUCAAAAUUUUAAAUCUUUAAACUGUUAGUGUAGAACUCUAGUGGUUUUGAAAGCCAUUUUGAUAUUGGGGAACAUUCCAUUACUAAAUGUAAAUAGUUUCACAUGUAUAGCGAAAUUUUCACCUUGGUCCCCCAAUUUUUUUCUUUCAAGAAAAUACCCUCCUAACAUCAUGUCCUACUAAGAUCUAAAACAUUUCAUACCUUAUUUGCACGCUUCCAAUCUAAAAAUGUACUGUGAAUCACACCGUUGAUGGGCUACGCAUGAGCUAGUGGUUCCAUCGUUUCUGUUCUGUGGAUGAGGAGCUUUUGUGAUCCGUACAAAAUAUUGGGUGCAGGUUUUAAUUUUCAGUGUACUCUUGUAAUUUAAUGUUUCUGUAAAUCUGUCCCCUGUCUGUAUAAGCCUAAACCCCAUCCAAUUGUCUCCUUAAAAUGUUGCAUGCUCAUGUUUACAGAUGACUAGCUCAAACAACUAAACACUAUCUGUAACAGGACAAAACUAUUUUGAUUUUAUAAAUAUAUAUUUUUUGUUAUAAGAUUAUACAGGAUAGCACAUUAUUGGACAAAUUUCAUGUUGAUGUUCACGUUUGUUACCCGACAUAAUUUGUUAGCCUGUCAUAAUUUUUCUGUUGGUUUCACUCUGUAAAUAAAAUACAGUGAAUAUAAAUCACCCCCUUUUAGUGCUGGAGGGAUGUGAUCAGGUUGCCGCCAUUCUGCAGCGUCGCAGCACAGGAAGGGAUAAUGUGGGAUUUCGAGACGAUGAAAGAAAUAGUUUUUGUUAGUAUACUGAAAAAAUGGUAACUAUUGUUGCAUUUAUCAGAUUCCCUCUUAUCUGUAUACUAGCUUUUUAUUAUCUGGUAAAUAAACUAUGAUCUUUAAAGUGCCUGAAAUAGGUGAAUCUUGAGUGAUUUGUAAACAAAGGGUAUUUAAGUACUUUUGUAAAUCAAUAUUGGUGCUUUAAAUCUAUCCAGCAAAUACCAACUCUGUUCUAGUUGAGUUGCUGUUCAGUUUCACCUGUAAUUCUGCGUUUGAGCAAUAAAAACUCGCAAAG